Molecule: messenger RNA, 1856 nt
Organism: Cadophora gregata
Lineage: Eukaryota; Fungi; Ascomycota; Leotiomycetes; Helotiales; Ploettnerulaceae
Exons: 1
Coding region: 621-1856 (411 amino acids)
Source: RefSeq, a predicted model, not a curated record
UUUGGAACGCAGAGAUAGAUUUGGAACGCAGAGGUAGAUUUGGAAGGCAGAGGUAGAUUUGGAACGCAGAGGUAGAUUUGGAACGCAGAGGUAGAUUUGGAACGCAGAGGUAGAUUUGGAACGCAGAGAUUUGGAACGUAGAGGUAGAUUUGUGGAAAAGACUGCGUCAAGGUUUUAUUAUGGUCUGCAACAUGCCAUUUUUAGUUUUGGUCUUAUUUCACAUUUAACCGUGGCCAAUCGGUCAAGAUGUUAGGACAGCGGGGUUUUCGAGGUAGUGGGGUAAAGAUGACACCCUGUUCAAAACGGCACAAGCUCUCAAGGGAGAGUGAGUCCGGAGGUAGAGAUUGCCUGAAAGGCGAUGUUUCGUGAAACGCCAGGCUUUUGGACGGGCGAUAGCCUCAUCGGCCAAGCCUGCGACAGAAGCUGCGGCUUGCUAGUGGAGGGUAUCCCGACUGGCGUCCGCCAUGCAAUGCGUAUGCACCAUCUUCACAAUCAAAUGAGGGCUGUAUCGGGUCUACUCUUAUCUCAAGAGUCGAGGGGAAAUAUAAGAAGGAUGGCGACCAAAUACAUGCGAAACUUUGCAUCAUGUCCUUUUUGACGCAACGGCAAUUCUGCCCAUCAUGUCGUCUUCGGCUUUUCAACCUCAUGGACUUAUUAAAAACCCUGUUGAAGAAGCGUUGUAUCACAGAGCUCAUAUUGCGAAUGUUUACACUGGUAUAGCAGACCCAAAAGAGCACGAGACGUCUGCGCUCAUGGAGGUUGUGCUUUACAGCAACAUCUUCACCACCCGCGAGAACUUCAUGGUGAAUUCUCAACAGCCCCCUGCAAGCCAGUCCGACAAAAGGUGCGAUAUUGUCAUCCGGUAUCUCGAGCAAGGAACCCAUAAGAUCAGAAUCCUUUGCUUCGUCGAAUGCAAGCGGACCAGAACAAGUCAACCAUUCAGCUUGAAGGCACUGGAAAAGCAGGCAACCGAGUACUGCAUAUUGUGCCUCGAGAGUGAAGAAGACAUGGAGUUCGUGUAUGCUGCCACAAUGGCUGGUGCCCACGUCAGACUAUGGACAUGUCGGCGUGAUCAAAGUGAAAUGAUUCCAUUUUGGGGUCCUAGUAGCAUGGGGGACUGGAGCCAAUACAAAGACGUUGGAGACGAUACAGCUGGGCGGGAGAUUGAAUAUUGGUUUGGGCAGAUGAAACAACUGCCACCUACACCGCAUGCUGGUCAGAGUAGCCAUACCUAUGGUACAGCUAGCACCAUCACACCGAGCUAUCAAGCUUCCGCAUCAGGCCAUCAAAGCUCCGCAUCAAGCUAUCAAGCUCCAGCAUCAGGCUACCAAAUCUCCGCAUCAAGCUACCCAGCUCCCGCAUCAAGCUAUCAAGCUCCAGCAUCAACCUAUCAAGCCCCAGUAUCAGGCUAUCAAAUCUCCGCAUCAAGCUAUCAAACGCCCACAUCAGUCUAUCAAGUUUCCGCAUCAAUGGAUCGAACCUCCGACUACCAAGCCAGCUCUUAUAACUCAUCAACAUUCCCCCCGGCGUUUCAGUCGGGAGAGAGUGUUGCAGCUGGUGGGAACAACGAGCGAACAGGCGGUGAGAUUGGUGAUAGCGAAGAACACGACGAGGAUGACCAGAUGGAGGAGCUAGGAGAUAAUCAGCAAGCAACAGCGUCAACUGCAGUAACCAACUACUAUAUCGUCAAGGUGACCAGAAAAACUCAUAGGAUGUCGAAGGAUGAAUUCAUUUUCAAGGACAAAAACGGAAGGUCGAGAACGACCAAACAGGAUGACUGGAGGAGAAUGACUUACAAUGGACGGACUGCUUGGAAACAUCAUAAGUAUGUCUGCUUUGAUGAUAUUUUUGGAUAA